Messenger RNA from Strongylocentrotus purpuratus (purple sea urchin), 11123 nucleotides. RefSeq names its product receptor for egg jelly protein 10 (gene REJ10). Gene Ontology annotation, molecular function: protein binding; calcium ion binding; calcium channel activity. NCBI's taxonomy places the organism in Eukaryota, Metazoa, Echinodermata, Echinoidea, Camarodonta, Strongylocentrotidae. The record is from RefSeq and is a predicted model, not a curated record. The transcript is spliced from 44 exons. Gene Ontology annotation, cellular component: membrane. Gene Ontology annotation, biological process: detection of mechanical stimulus. Bases 1 to 10977 code for a protein of 3658 amino acids.
AUGGAGAACAAAUGGACUAUAUUUGUUAUCGCUGUGGUAUCUCUAAUUUUCAUCCCAUUGACAGAACAAGAGGCUGCUUUUCCUGGUUGCUAUGAUGAUCCUAUCCCUAGCUUCAAUGGCACCUGUCCUACUCCCUACAUCAAUCCCGGUGAAUAUGACCGGAAUAGUGUGACCCCUGACCUGUGUGUCGCCCUCUGUGACUCUACAAAUUACAGCCACGCAGUCCUGAAGUCUGGCAAUGCCUGCUUCUGUCUGCAGGGUUCACCAUUGGAUGAGCUUGGCUCCAGCCACAACACCUCAUCAUGUGACCAGUCAUGUGACUCGUCCCCGUCUCAGUCAUGCGGAGGAGACAGACUGGUGUCGGUUUACGACGCACCCUUGAGGCUGGAUGGAGUCCAGAUUCAAGAACUUCAGAAUCAGACUGCUUUUCCUGCGUUUGAACCUGUGACCUUCACCCUCACCAACCCGGCCACCUGGAACCAAACCGACAACCAGACCGUAACCAUCGAUGUCAGCUUUGAUGAUGACUAUCCGUAUCACUUCAAGGGGCAGUGGCGUGAGGACAUACAAUUUGAACAUACCUUUACGGAACCAGGUAUACAUGCCAUACACUUCAGUCUGCUCCAAGCUGGACCAGGAACCGACUGGGUCCAACCAGUGUCCAUCCACAUCCCCAUCAGUGACGUCUCCAUCGCCUGUCCCAACCGUAACCCGGGGAUACAGAGCUACGACUGUGACAUCACCGUUGCUAUGGGAAGCGGCAUGCAGAUGUCGGCCUACUUCGAGGAGGAUGCGGUGUUGGAUAGUUUCAACGUGUCAGAUUCUCAAGUUGAGUAUGUUGGAGUGAAUGCCUUCGCCCCUGAUGAUUCUUCUACAACACGAUCAAAGAUGACUCUUGCACCUCCUACUCAAUCAUUUGGAGAGCCGUUGAGUCCUGUACCUGUGGAUGAACGUUACAUUAAGGCCAAGGAUCCCGUCCUUAAAGAUGGCUUGCUGGUUGGAUUCGAUUUCGAUGUACAAGUUUCAGGAAAUGUUGUCCUUGAGGUUUUUCGCCCACUGGCAAAUGAGAGCAUGAAAUGCGAGAACAAUACAAAACCUGAUGGAGCAGUUCUGCCAGUGUCGACAAGCUACAGCUGCCAGAACCAAGGAGGUUUCAGCUUCACAAAGAGAGCAUGCAUUAACCCCACUCCUGAUGCCACUCUACCGACUCUCCUGACAACCUACAGAUCGGUGAUCAGUUUUAACGUGACCCUUCCGUCCCUCGGAAGAUACUUUGUGUCUCUGGACGAGCAGGACAGGUUAGAAGUCCGCAGAGGAGACCUCCUGGCGCUGAUCCCCAAGUCGGCAGCGAUCGUCAGGCGGGCAACAGCAGCGGACCGGGAGUUGUCCCCUGUCAACGGCAGACUCACAGGGGAUAGCAUCUUGGAGUAUGAUGGUGUCACGUCUGUGCCUGGGGAACAUCAGUGGAGGGCUUUGGUGGUGCUGCCAUCUCGUAUCUGGGUCAGGAACACCAACGUCGGGAUGUGGGAUACCUCCUGGGUGAACGUGACCUUGACAAACCCUCUAGGAGAGAAGAUGAUGUCCGCUCUGGCUCCGGCACCGUACCCAGGGAUAGAAAUUGUCACACCACCUUAUGGCUUGGUUGGUGAUAACAUCUUUCUUGAGGCCAUCUUUGACUUACAACUGGACAAGUUUUAUUGGAGCUUUGGAGAUGGUGAAGAGACCUUGAUGAACCUAUGCAACGUGGUGUACCACACCUGGACUGAGCCUGGACUGUACAAUGUCACCGUAGAGGGGAAGACCCCCCAAGGUUCUGGCAUUUUGACGACAACCUUCCUUGUGACCCACAAUCCUCCAUUGCCCAACAUCACUCUGAAUGACACAGGUUCUUCUCAAGAAUAUGAUGAUGAUGGUUCUCUGAAAGUAUCAGGAGAUGUGUCUUUGUCAUGGCAUGUCAACUAUGAAGCUACCAAUGUCACUUAUGAAGUUAGUCUAGGGAAUGCUUCUGAGGUUUCCAUGGCAGUUUGGGAAGGGUCAUCAGAGGUCACUGUAGCAUCUGCUUCUGUGGGGAUCUGUGGGGAUCUCAUCAACAUCACUCUCAAACAUGAAGAUUGGGGUGCAACAUUGAGUAUUUUUUCAUCGUCAUCGUGCACGCUACCAGUUUCCAUAGUAUCCCAGAAUGCAUUUGGCAACGACACUCUAUUACUUGACUUGUACAUUCUUGAGGCUAUCACAGAGAGUCCAAUCAUCAAUGUAACUGCCAAUUUCAGUGAAGUAGGAGAAGAUCGAUUUGUGGCACAUGAUGAAGAUAUGAUCAUUGAUAUUGAGAUUAUAGAUGGCAGAGGAAUCAUUGUCAAUAUCUCUUUAAACGAUGCCAACAUCACAAGCACCUGUUUUGAUUGGCUAGUGCUUGACCGCAGGGCCAGAUGUGUCCUGAAGGUGUCGGACUUGGAGCUCGGGACCUACAACCUCAGAGUGGAAGUGAGCAACGAAUUCUCUCCAGUGUAUGAAUCGUCAGUGAAUUUCACAGUCGAGAUGAAGAUUGAAAACUUGAGGGUCCAGGUGGAUAACCUGGUAGAGCCUGACCAAGAUGUACCCAUCUGCGUCUAUGGAGAUCAGGGAAGCUCUGUUAAGUAUAUCAUCCAGAUCUCGGAUGGGACAAACCUGACAGGAACUACUGAUCGUUUGUCCACUAACUCUUCAUGCCAGACAACAGUACAUCAGUUCCCUGUACAAGGGAGGUUAUCUUUAGUUGUUACAGCAAAGAAUGAGAUCAGCCAGGAUAGUGUCGUUGAGAUGGUCGUUGUAAUGGCUCCAGUCUAUACCCUGAUCAUCAAUGUCCAAGAACAGGUCAUUCUCAAUGCUUCUCACAUGGGGUAUGCUGUUGUAACAAUAGAUUACGAAGGCCUACCUGCUCUGCAACCUGUGGAAGUUAAAUUGAAUGUCACUCUGAUCAAUACAGCCGACAAUUCAUCAAGUACACUUGACUUUGCAGUAUCAGAAGAUAGCCCUUUUCCAGUGACUUUCCAAAUUCCCUUCUUUUCAAGUGGAAUCUUUUUGUAUGAGUACUUCCUCUUCAACAAUGUGAGCUAUGUUGCAUCAACAGGGGAAAUCACUGCUGGUUCUCGGAUACAGAAUGCAACAUUUAAUGUCAACAGUCUAACAGUUUGGUCUGGUGAGACGGUCAAUUUUACCAUUGCCCUUGUAGCCGGAACAGAUUUGAUCUACACUGUUGACUUUGGGGACGGUUCAAUCAUCCAGUCUAGCAACAUUACCAAUGAACUUCAGAUGAAGUUCAGCCAUGUAUUUUCAGCUUGUUGGACACAGGAUUUUGAGGUCAUCCUUAGUGUGAAAAACAACAUGAGUAUGGCUGAAGAAACCAUCACUCUCACUGUCAUUCCAGCAAUGUUUUCUGUUGUCAAUGACAGUCCCUUUGGGAUUUCUGCCCCACCGUAUCAGAUCGUCCAGGUACCAUUCCUUCUCUUCCAUGCAAAAAACUUUUCUGUGCCUGAUGGUGUUCUGUACCUUGCGGACUUUGAUGAUGGUGUUGGAGAGCGGGAACUUCAUUUGACCUUUGAAAACUCCCCGUCUUUGGACACCAGCACAGCCACCCAUCUUGUUACUGUCUGGAAGUCGUUCACAUCCCCUGGAGCAUUCAACGUCACCUUUGUAUUCAACUCUUCCGCAGUCUUUCAGGAAUGCGAGAUCCUUGUUGAAGUGUUCGAAGAGGUGUCCAACCCAAGGGUUGAUUUUUACUUCAACAAUGGAGAUGUCACCGAUGAAGCCAUGGAUGAGACUGCCUUGGGAACUGGUGGUGACCAUGUACCUCUUGAUGCUGCUGUUGUUGUCCAAGUUUUGACAACAGGUGGUACAAACUUAUUCUAUGAAUGGUCUUUUGGAACUGACAAUGACUCUGCUCUCCUUGAGCUUCCGCCCAGUUAUUGGAAAGGGGAGUCCCCUCGCAACUUCUGGAAGUUCAGAAGGCCAGGUUCCUACCUGGUUUCAGUCAACGUUUCUAAUGCUGUCAGUUGGGUAGAGAAAUCUGUUACAGUGGUUGCUCAGUCCAAAGUGUCUGGUCUUUCUGUUGAAGGACCAGGUAUCGAUGUUGCCAAUAAAUCGUUGUUGUUUACACUGCGUUUCUCGAGUCUACCUACAGAAGCAUGUGUCUUGUUGGACUUUCAAGACCUGUCAUCAAGACCAUCGUAUUUGGCAGGAGCUGGUGAUUCUAGUUGUGCCACUGUGGAUGCCCGCUUGGCAAACACCCUCGAUGACAGGCCACUUCAGAUACUUGAUCUUAUGCAAAUGUGGAAUGAUGACCAGACAUCUAUUGAUGUGUACAAUGAAUUUGGUGCCACAGGGUCCUUCGUCGUGAAGGUCCUUGUUCAAAACAUUGUAUCACAAGAACAAACUUCCAUUGAACAGGUUAUCAGGAGUCCUGGAUGCUAUCCUCCAGUUGUCACUUUUGGACAUACUGGUGACCUCUCCAACCUGGUAUCUCAAAGAUUUAGCGUCCAGACAACAUUAUCAAUCAACUGUACAUCAUCCAACCUGGUUUACUACAUGUGGCAGGUGUUCUUUCUUUGGGACAAUGGCACUCUAGAGGAAGUGGCACUUCCUUCUUUUGUUGCUUCAGAAGGUGCUACACUGUCAAAGAUUGUGAUCCCUGCUCGCACACUCACUCCUGGGACCCAUGUGAUAUCUGUCACUGUCUCAAUUCAGGAUGAGCCAGGAUUGGCGACCAUUGCCACCACAAAUGCAUCGAUUGCUGCAAGUGAUCUUGUGGCAAAGAUCAAUGGGGGUGAUCAACGGAUCGUGUCCUACCAGGUGGAUGAUCCAGCCACGGAGGCCUUGACAACACAGAGUUUCUAUGUGGAUGGUUCAUUAUCCUCUGACCCUGACAAGGACCCACAGGAUCACUCGGAAUGGAUGUUCACCUGGCAGUGCAGAAGGAAGAGCUACACCCUCGCCAAUGGCACAAGCAUCGACAAUCUUGAGACCUUUCAGCAGUGGAAUGAGGACUUCUCCAUGCUCCGGUCUGACAGUGUGGUCAAUCCUGACUUUCAGAAGGAAGCAUCUGACGUUGGAGGGUGCUUUGGACGUAAUGGAGGACCUUCUAAUGCAUCUUUGCCGGGAGGUCUGCUAUCAGUCCGGUCAGGAAUCUUCACUGUGGAUACACACUACCUCUACCCCAACAUGGAGUAUGAGUUCAAGCUCUAUGUGUCUGAUGGAUCCAGGAGUGCCACUGCUCUUCAAACCCUCUACGUAGUGGAUGGCUUCAUACCUGAUGUCUAUCUGAAGUGUAAAGCAAACUGCAGGGACAAGGUCAACCCUCAGAACCGAUGGGUCAUGGGAGUAGUCUUGUCUCCAGCUGCUGAUAUCGUUGUCAACCAAACUGUCUACUACAAAUGGGAUCUGUCAGUAUACCAGAACAACAUGAAGCAGUUGUUGUCUCCAGAUGCAUGGCUGCCCUAUACUUCGCUGUCCAACCAGACCACGACCUCGGCUGACCAUUUGUUGGCCAUCAAGAGUGGAUUCUUAGAGGAAGGCAAGCAAUAUGAGAUAAGUCUAAUGGCCUCCUACUCACCUACUUUCAAUAUCAAAGCGGAUAUGUCAAUGACCCUUGACAUCAAUGCUCCUCCGUACGGUGGCACCUGCUCCAUCACUCCUCUGGAAGGCACCGUGGCGGUGACCAAGUACUCCUUUGCCUGUCAGGAUUGGAUGGUGACAGAUCAAGACUGCUUACCUCUGCUCUAUGCUGUAAGGGCGAAGGUCAGGGGUGUCGCGGAGACGGUGUCUCUGAGUACCCAGGAUACCAGUGAUGUCUGGCCUCUGAUUUACUCUGGAACGAGCCCUGCCUCUUCAGAUCUAUUCUUCUCCACUGGAUUAUCCGGCUAUGACUACAUUGUUGAUGUCAAAGUGCAGAUCAGUGAUAUCUAUGGAACCUAUGCCUUGGAUUCCAACAUGGAAAUCAGGGUACAUCCGUUCAAUGAGGCAUUGUCUGGUGAUCUGGCCAACACCCUUACCGACCUGACAAACAGCAUGGUUUCAGAAGCAUCUACGGGAUACUCUGACUACGCUACCAGUUAUGCUAGGGUCAUCUCAGACAUCCUUAAUACAGAUUCAUCAUCCGGAUCAACUCAGUCUCAAUCAAAUACUGCCCUGAGUUCAGAAAUCAAGAUGGGGAUAAGGGAAAAGAUGGUGACAAUUCUAGAGCCUGCUGCCUCAUCUUCUAUCUCUGUCGAUGAUGUGGACCAAAUCUCAUCCGUACUGAACCUAGCAACUGCUGUGUCAAGUGAGGUCUCCACCACAACACAGGAGGGAGCCUUAGGUGCCACAGAGAGAUUGACAGGUGCAUUGGUUGGUAUUCAGGAGGAAGAUCGAACUGCUGUGGAGAGACUUCAAAUAUCGGCAUCCUUACUCCUUAAAGUCUGUGAUAAUGUGGUAGAUGCUGCCAUAGAUUCAGUGGAUCAUACAGAAAGCGAACAAGAUUCUGUUACAAUGCUGAAGAACUCGGCUGUAAUGAACACCCUUGUCAGGUCUGUAUCUGUCGUUGACAAGGUAUCCGAGGUCCUGAGCAACAAUGUGAUCACGGGAGAGGGUCCCGUUACCGUGGAUGCAGGCAACAUCAGGGUCAAAGUUCAGAAAACGGAAAGCAACGAUGUCGAAGGUAACUUUGAAGUGGAGCCUGGUUGCAAUCUUGAUUUUCCACCGGCUCAAAACAUGUUUGAUACCAGUGCUACAACAGGAGGAAUUGAAUUCAAGGCUGUGAUGUACCAACCCAACAUGCGACCUUUCGCCAGCGGAGCAGCCGAGAUAAACAGCAAGACAGUAUCCUUCCAGUUCAUUGACUCUAAAACCAAUGGGGUCAUUGAGGUCAAGAACACAAUGCUACCAAUCACCAUCACCAUCCCCCGCAUCAAUGGACCUACCAUCACCUUGGAUAACGAGACAUUGACAUCGUUCAGUCAAACGUAUGGAGUGGGAGGUCCUAUUGCUCUUCAUACUGUUGAUAUCCCAUUUUCAAAUGGAGCCGAGUUUGAAGUGAAGUGCAUGGGUUUCACAGGGAUGGAGACAAACUAUACUUACAACUGUACUCUCAUUGUCAUGAUAACAACCACUGGGCUGCCAGAAAUAGGAAGUAAUGCAUGGAACUGUACCUUGGCCCAGUCUGUCACGCUGUUAGACUUCCCGUUAUAUAACAGUACUCUGGUUGAUCCCUGGAAUAAGACUGACUUCAUAUCCGUGGAAGGAAACACAAGAUGCUUCAUCGAUAACGACGUCAUGAAUGAGAUACUGGGUAACGGUACAUACGCAUCAGUAAAUGUUGGAGUGAGAGAGCUAGCCAAUGAAGUGGAAUGGAACGCGACCUAUGCCAGAACUCCCAAUGCUACGUUUGAAUUCAAACACUAUUCGUUCAGCCCCACACUGCACAGCUGUUCUUAUAUUAAGGAAAGGGAUAGCGAAGCUGCUUGGAAGAAAGAUGGAUGUUUGGUCAGCCCGUCCAGUAAUGCUACACACACAUCAUGCCUCUGCAACCAUCUGACCAUGUUUGGUGCAGGAUUCCAGAUACCCAUGAACCGGAUUGACCUCUCUCAGUCAGCCUUCACCAAGCUCCAUGAGAAUCCAGUGGUAUUUGCCUUCAUGAUGUGUUGCCUCUGCAUCUACCUGGUGGUCCUUCUCUGGGCAAGGAAAGCUGACAAAAGGGACCUACUGAAGGCUGGAGUGACCCCGCUGAUUGGAAACAAACCUCAUGAUAAGUGUCACUAUGAGGUCACAGUGUUCACUGGUGUAAAGUCGGAUGCAGGCACCACUGCACGAGUCCACGUCAUCAUCACCGGGGACCACAACGACAGCGGCGUCCGCACCCUCCACGACCCGAAGCGCAAGGUCCUCCAGAGCGGAGGCAUCGACUCCUUCCUGCUGACGUCCCCCAGGUCCUUCGGAGACCUCGAGCACGUGAGGAUCUGGCAUGACAACGGCGGGAAGAACCCAAGCUGGUUCCUCUCGCACCUCUCUGUCAAGGACCUGAACACCAACAAGAUGUUCUACUUCAUGGCUAACAGGUGGUGGGCCGUGGAAGAGGAUGAUGGGGCAAUUGACCGUGUGAUUCCAGUGGCCGGCCGCAGUGAGCUGACCAGCUUCACCCAUCUCUUCUCCACCAAGACCAGAAAGAACCUGAGUGACGGUCAUCUGUGGUUCUCGGUCUUCUCCAGACCGGUCAAGAGCCGCUUCACCAGGGUCCAGCGUGUGUCCUGCUGUCUCUCCCUGCUCUUCUCAGCCAUGAUGGCCAAUAUCUUCUUCUAUAAUGUUGAUUUUACCGGCAGUGGCACCCAGACGGUGUAUAGCCUCGGUCCUAUCAGCUUCUCUACGGGUGAGGUUGUCAUCGGUGUCAUCAGCAGCCUGAUGGUGUUCCCAGCAAACAUCCUUGUGGUACAGAUCUUCAGGCUGUCAAGACCUCCGCCGAAGCAUGCAAGGAUUUGCUGCAUGAAGAGGAAACAGCCACGAGUGUCUUCGGCAGGCAGGAGGGACAUUGCAUCCCGCCUCUCCUUUGCCUCCAGUAUGGGCUCCAGAGAGCUCCGGCAGCAGCUGGACCUGUUAGAGAGGGGUCAGGCGACACCCCCUCCACCGACCAUCUCUGCCCAGGUCCAUCGGGUUAGCUCUCCUUCUCAAAUCCAGCUGGACCAAACAAAUGUCCGGGAUCAGAGGUCCUUUUCCUUCGACUCCUCAAAUCUAAGUGACCGCACCCCAUCUCCCGUCACCCGUAUCCCUACUCUCGCGACAGAAGCAGGAUACAAGACAAUGCAGGCAAAGCCACUGAGGAGAAAGAAGAAAAAGUUUGAGUUGCCAUGGCAAUGCCUUUAUUUUGGAUGGGCCUUGCUGGUGACGUCGGUGGGUGUGGCAUUCUGGCUGACCAUCGAGGUGGCUGGUCAGUUCGGCAAGACCAAGGCAACGGAAUGGCUUGUGUCAAUGUGUAUAUCUCUGAUCCAAGACGUCUUUUUCACUCAGCCUCUUAAAGUUCUCUUCCUGGCAUUCUUCCUCUCACUCCUCUUCAAGAAGCCAGAGAAGGAGGAGGAUGAUGUACCUCCUCUAGGAGACGAUGAGGAGUGGUUACAUGAGGGGGGUGGAGGAGACCCCUCCCAGGGCGUCCCGCCGGGGAUUUCCCCUCCCAAUUCUGACGAGCUAGCUGCUGCGAGGGAGUUGAGAUUUAAGGAGAUCAAAAUGAAGAGCAUCAUUCGUGAAAUCAUUCUCUACAUCCUGUUCCUUAACAUCGUGAUGCUGAUAGCAUUUGGUGACAGGGACCCUCAGGCAUUCUACGUCAACAAGUCUAUGAAAGAUGCCUUCGUUGAAGCCCACUACCAUGGCCUUAUGAAGUUUACCAAGAUUCAAACACGAGAACAGUUCUGGAACUACACAGAGAAUGUUUUCAUCCCAUCUCUCUUCUCUGAGACAUGGUAUAACGGGAAGGAGGACAUCCAGGGUAUCAAGCAGAGGUUGGUAUCUGGGAAGCAGAUGAAUCUGGUGGGAAUGGCAAGGCUGAGACAGCUUAGAGUUAAACAAGAAUCUUGUGACCUACCAGAGAAGAUACAAAGCUCUAACAUACAGUGUAAACGCACCUAUUCAUUCGCUGAUGAUGAGGAUGAAGACCUUGCUCCGGGGUGGAAACAAGUUAAUGAAUCAGAUCCUAUGGAUUACACAACUACUGAGGGUUGUGUUUGGAAGCAUUACGACUGGACCGAGAUCGAUUCAUUCCCUUACCUUGGAAAACAAGCGACCUACAAGGGAGGAGGCUAUCUGGCUGAGAUACCCACAAAUCCUACUACUGCUAUGGCCCAGAUGCAGUACCUACGUGAUUCAUUUUGGGUGGACCAGUACACAAGGGCUGUUUUCUUUGAGUUUGUCACCUAUAACCCUAUCAACAAUAUGUACUGCAUUUCUUUUCUACUGGUUGAAUUUCCAUCACAAGGGGGUGCAUUCCCAUACGUGAACUUCCGCACCAUCCGGCUUGACCGUUACCAGGGCAACUUUGCCUACUUUGUCCUAGCCGGUGAGGUCACCUAUGUCCUGUUCCUCCUCUACUUCACCUACAAGGAGAUCAAACUCUUCAUCAAAAAGAAGAGAGAGUAUUUCAGAAGCUUCUGGAACAUGUUGGAGGUCACGACCCUGGUCAUGGCGUACUGCGCGAUCACUUUCUACCUGUACCGGUUGUUCAUCGGUCGACAGCUUAUGGCGCAGUACCGGACUGACCCUGACAGCUUCUUGAAUUUCCAGUAUGUCUCCCAUUGGGACUCGCUGUAUCGCUACAUGACCGCCCUAGUCGUCUUCAUUGCAAACAUCAAGUUCAUGAAGCUCUUUAGAUUCAACCGUCGCCUGCUGAUCCUGUCCCUGACCCUGAAGAACGCUGGCCAGGAGAUCCUCUACUACCUGAUCGUGUUUGGUAUCGUCUUCAUGGCUUUUAGCUCCAUGGCCUUCAACAUGUACAGCCCGUACCUGAUCGGCUUCAGUACCUUUGGAUCCACCAUUGUCACCCUCUUCUCAACGAUGCUAGGAAAGUUCAAGUUUGCGGAGAUGGUGCAGACUAGCCGUCACCUCGGUCCGCUGUUCUUCUUCUGCUACGUGAUCAUCGUCAUCUUCAUCUGCCUCAACAUGUUCCUGUCCAUCAUCAAUGAGGCUUUCACCAGGGUCAGACAGGAGAACGCCAAGUCAGGCAACGAGCUGGAGAUCAUCGACUUCAUGAUGGGUCGCUUCAAGAAGUUUGUCGGGCUGACGCGGCAGCAAAACACGAGGCAGAAGAGCAAGGAGGAAGAGAAGGAGGAGAACAAGCAUUGUAUUGAGGAUGACGACCCAGUUGAGGUGGGUUGCAAGGAGAUGGAGACAAAGACGGAAGAGAUGCUACUCCGCCUGGAUACCUUUCUCAAGGAGAACUUAUCACCGGAUGACAUCAAGCUCACCCAGAGAAAGAUUGUAAUCUCAGUAUAGAUUAACUCUUAUCCUGCCAUAAUGAAUACAGCCCAGUGCCAAAGAGGUAAACCCCCAUUGUGCCAAGCCACAAAUCCCCCCUGUGCCAAGUUUAUUUUGAGAUAAUCUGAUAAUCGGAUGGUGCGAUCAAUAGUGCGUUCAAAGCA